Molecule: messenger RNA, 4859 nt
Organism: Pangasianodon hypophthalmus (striped catfish)
Lineage: Eukaryota; Metazoa; Chordata; Actinopteri; Siluriformes; Pangasiidae
Gene: rinl
Product: Ras and Rab interactor-like
Exons: 12
Coding region: 448-2655 (735 amino acids)
Biological process (GO): vesicle-mediated transport
Cellular component (GO): endocytic vesicle; cytosol
Molecular function (GO): small GTPase binding; guanyl-nucleotide exchange factor activity
Source: RefSeq, a predicted model, not a curated record
UUACCACAGUCUUCAAAGGGAGGAGGGAAAGGAAGCGCACUCAAACAAAAAGCAUACAUAGGGUUAAAAAAAAAAGAAAGAAAGUGUGGUGAAAUGUCACGGCAGGUCUGAUAGAGUCUGAUAGAUACAGAGAAGUCCAGUAGUAGAAUCACCUGAGUUGUGUGAUGCAGUCUGAAAGUUAACCUUUCAUAAUGGCGAGGCACAGUUUCACAACAGGACUGAAACCAAGAUGAGCUGUGCAGUGAGGAGGUGCAGGCGUGAGACUCAGCGGGUAGCAAUUUCUCUAAACACCGAGGCCUAGAAGAACCAACUGAAGAGUCGAUUAAUGAGGAACCGAAUGCUUCCUCUGCCUCUGAAACACCACAGGAGGAGCUUCACCAGCACACAGAAAGUGGCUUAGUAAGACUUCCUGAAAAGGUCAUGGCCUCGCCCAGUUGAUCACAUACAAUGAAGAGAUUGGAUGAUGAGCCCACAAAGAGUGGGAACAGGACGAGCCUUUCUGACCAGCUCCCCAAUGGUGACUCGGUGACUCAGAGAAGCCCUGUGGCUUUAUUGCAGGGGUUACGUCAGUGUCAGGGGGCAUGGAACCCAGGAAGUCCGUGGGACGGACAGGGAGCCCAUGCUGCCUUGUGGGGCAGGCCACCAGGGAGUUUCCUGGUGGUGUCUGACUCUUCUUCUCAGAAUAAACUCCUGUGUGUGUCUGUCGAUGACCAAGCCAAGAAAGUACAAGACUUUCCCAUCAUACACACUGGCUCAGCACAGCGCCUGAAUACAUCUCACCUGGCCUUUUCUGACCUGCUGCAGCUGGUGAUCUUCUACACUUUAAGCAGGGAUGUGUUGCCUUUGUGUUUGUCGGUUCCCUCAUGGGUGUGUGGCUUAACUGAACAGCCACAGCAUCUUGUUUCGCCACUGGGUCCAAAGGCCUGGCUUUGUCCCUCAUCAGAUCUGCCAUCAGGCACAAUGAGUCCAGGAACACCAGACACACAGGACACUGUAAUGUGCACCAUACAGUUAACAGCAGCCAAUGGUGCACUCUGCUUCAUCAACCCUCUGUAUCUCCAAGAGCAUGGAGAUGAUUGGCUGACACAUUCCUCAGUCAGCACAAAUCUCAAUAAUCGCCCCUUUUCCAAGCGCGAGAGGCGGCUGAGUACAGCAAGAGCUUGGUCAGGGGCGGGGCUUAAGAAGCGAACCGAAUCGGUGGAAGACUCGUCUGCCACUUUAGACAGCUCAGCAGGUUCUCUCGUUCAGAACCCGGUUUCCCCGAUGACUCCAACUGGAGUGGUUUUGCGCAGAGCAAGCAGUUCCAGUAUCUCAGAUCCUCAAAAGAGGGUGAGUGCAGAUUCGAUCGGCAGCCCCAUCCCUCUGUCCCCGCACCGAGUGUCUUGGGUCGAGGACAAACUAUGGAUGAACCCACCUGCUCCUUCCUCCCUGCUCCACCCUCCAUGCCUAGAAUUUGAUUCUCUGUCAAUGAGCAGCAUAGACGAGGAGGCUGAUCCUGAGCCAUCCGUAAGCCCCUCCAAUGUACAAAACUCACCACGCCUCCAACUGGCUGACAAGGUUAAGAACAGGCUUUCAGCAGUUGGCCAGGCUCUAGGUGGCUUAAUGAGUCCACAGAAACGACUGAGUAAGCGUGUGCAGGAAAUGAGUGAACGUAAGAGCAAUCCCUUUGCAGAGGCUCUAAGGGGAUUUGUGGAGCAGACGCUGAAAACGAGAGAUGUUUGUAGCAUGACAAGUACAGAGAUGCUGCAGGAAGUGCGCUCCUCCCUCACAAAUUUGAGGGAACUGUUGUACGACUCUGUCGAAAUCCAGAUCAUCAUAGACUCCCUGGGAGAUGUGCCUGAUUUUGAGCUAGAUACCUUGCUGGAGCAUGCCUUACAUAAAGUGGCUCUGAAGCCACUGUAUUCCCAUUUGUACGAGUGCAUGAAGACGGCAAGGCAGCAGGAUGGCAGUCUGCAGCGGUUGCAAGUGAACCAGCACACGCUGGUGAGCCGAAGCCUAGAGGAGCUGGAGGGGACAGCGGGAGCAGGCGUGCCUGAUGUGGCCAUGCUGGAGAAGAUCCAGCAGCGCUGGGCUACCAUGCAUCAACAAUACUCACCCCAAAAGAAGGUGGAACUGCUGCUCAAAGUCUGCAAAAACAUUUACCACAGCAUGACUGUCAAUGCCAAGCCUGGUGCGGUUUUCGGAGCGGAUGAUUUCCUGCCCUGUCUGACGUGGGUAUUACUGCGUAGCGAUGUCGUUACUCUGCAGAUAGACACAGACUACAUGAUGGAGCUGCUGGACCCCUCUCAGUUACAGGGAGAAGGUGGCUAUUACCUGACGUCCCUCUAUGCCUCCUUGUUCUACAUUAGCAGCUUCCGGUCUCGUUUGGCGACACGCCAACUGAGCGCCGAAGCCCAGAAGUCCCUCAGCCAAUGGCAUCGCAGACGCACGCUCCACUGCAACCAAUCACGGCGCAGUAGGAACCGCAGGACCAUCAGGAGGCACAGAAGUGGUGAAAGAGUCGAGGAGGACUCAGAGGAGGUGAAUGCAAGUGCAUCCAAACAGAGAGACGGAGACGGGGCUCACGCUGGUGAUGUGACAGAGACACUGCAGAGUUUGACUGAGAGUUCUAGAGAGGAAAAGGAAGAGGAGCAAAAUGGAAGAUCAGAGGAUUAAUAGCUCUGAGGCUGGAUACUAGAGGAGCAAUAUUAACAUUAAAACUGCCCUGCACUUUUGCCUUAACAGUGUGUGGAAAGACUUACAGAAAUAUGGACAACACCCCUGUCCAAAACUACACAAUUCUUGGUCUUGGGGUUCUUAUUUUGUGUGUCCUAAUAGCACCAUUUAUGAGGCCUUAAUGCACCAUUUGGUGAAGUCUACAGACUCAAUGCUGUAUAAUAUAUUCAAAUGUAUCUUAAAGUGUUUUUAUUUAAUUUGUAGCAGCAUUAGAGUCAGAGGAAGGUAAUCAAAAACCUGAUUAAAUGAUUUGAAUAAACCAAACAGAAUCGAUUACUGAUUUCCAUCUGCAGUCUGUAUCAUUUGAUAUGGAGUUGCAGCAUAGGAUACAGGGAGUUGAUUUUGCCAUGAUGCACCACAACGUCUACACCCAUGCACUUCUGACGAUGGUGCACUACAGAGGAGGACCACAUGACUGAAGUCAACACCAAGUAUUUCAGUCUACGCAAUGUAAUUUCCUGUUAAAGUGAGCACACAUCCUGGUUUAGAUGCAACCAAAUUGCUCUACCUUCCUUUAAGGCAUGCACCUCACUAUUGGGGGUUAUUUUAGAUGCUGGUAAUACAAAGAAAAUGCCUUAGAAUGAGGUAGGUGUAUUUAUAAUUAGUUUUCUUAUACCUAAGAAAACUAAUUACAAAUACAUUGCAUAAGACAAUUAGGCAUAAUUGCAGAUUUAUUAGGAUUUUCCAAUACAGACUAAAGAUUUAAUGAGGGUUGCUUUUUUUAACAGUAUAAUUGCUAUAAAUCUGAUAUGUGAUCAUUGCAGUGUAAUUUAGUGCAUGCUGUUCCAUGCAAAACUGGAAUCGACAGUAACAUAGCAGUACUGAAACUAUUUAAACUUCACAGAUCAGGCUUGUAUAAGUCCCAAGUCUUCAUAUCAGGCAUCAAAUUGUUAGUCAGCAGCAGCAAUGUCUGAGAUAGUGGAGACAGAUAAGCAUUGCUAGCCCAAUCAAAAUGCUUGGACAGAAACAGUGUGAUUAUAAUCUGCAAAUAAUCCGAGCCAAAAUCUGUGGAGAUAUCGGCAUUUCACAGCUCAACAUCUAACCUGCAGAAACAUCUACAGGUAAGCCUUUAGCUAGCAGCGUGAGCUAGACUAGCUAGCCAGAUCUUUUAAUGUUUUACAGUAUGAAAGCGCUGUAGUAAACGUAAGAUGUGUCUCUGAUGAUCAAUAGCGAUUGCCUGUAGUGUAUCUAUCUAAGUGCUGCUAAUAUAGAGGUGUCCAAUCUUAUCCACAAAAAGGUCCAAUGUGGGUGCAGGUUUUCAUUCCAAUCAAGCAGGAGCCACACCCGAUCCCACCUGUUUAAUCAGUUGACCUUGGCUUUCAGUAGACUCAGGUGUGGCUUCUGCCUGGUUGGAAUGAAAGCCUGCACUCACACCGGCCCUUUCCGGAUAAGAUUGGACACCCCUGUUCUAAUCUAAUGUAUCUAAUGUAUGUGCUAAGUGCUGCUACAGCUUAAGACAUGUAUGAAUUAACAUGAGCUAGCUAGCUAAUAACCCUAGCAAGCGUCUGAAACCCCAACAGCAUUUGUCUAAGUAAGCUAGCCAGCUAGUAUUAAUGACAACAUGAGCUAACCUGAAGUGAUACUUUUCACUUUUAGGAUAGCUCACUUGUUUAGUUAACCUGAAACCAGAAUAGAAAAUGAAACAUUUUCAGUUGCAUCAAUUAUAGACAUAUAAUCCGUAAUUUGUAAAGUAAUUACUCAAGUAGAUUUUCACCAGAUGACUUAUUAACGCUUACUUGAAAAAUGCUACUUUUACUUUUACUCAGGUGAAUUAUUACUCCAGUAGCUUUACUACAUUUACUAUAUUUACUCAGUCAGUAUAUAGCAGUAUAUAUAGUCAGUGUGUUUUGUACUCUUUCCACCCCUGAUUACACUUUUUUCCCCAUUUGUUCUUCUUAUUUUUCUUUUUCUUUAUCUUUUUUUAACAUUUUUUUGUUUGUUUGUUUGUUAAACAUGGCUCACAAUUAAAACCACCAGGGGACGCUGUUGCAUCUGUAUCUGCAUAUUUGUGGCUAGUACUAAGAAAAUAUCAAAUUCAAUCUGCUGAAGUUGUCACAGCUGGUCCUAGUAUUUAUUUAUUUAUUUAUUUUCUUUUUUAAUUAAGGGUAUUCUGAUUAUUAUUGUGCAUUUAAGUUUUACUGAAA